This is a messenger RNA of Epinephelus fuscoguttatus (brown-marbled grouper), 2102 nucleotides long. RefSeq lists its product as uncharacterized. The record is from RefSeq and is a predicted model, not a curated record. The transcript is spliced from 4 exons. Lineage: Eukaryota; Metazoa; Chordata; Actinopteri; Perciformes; Serranidae. Bases 403 to 1224 code for a protein of 273 amino acids.
AAACACAUAAAAAAAUCUGAGUCGACAAAAGAAACAGGUAACAGUUCUCCACAGACAUUAGCUAGCGCUAGCUAACAAGUUGUGUUGUCUUGUUUUAGACGAUGGAGGAAGAUGAUGUGAGUGGUGCGUUCAGAAACGCUCAUUGUGAGAGUGGGAGCGCACUCUGACACAAACUGGAGCGUUGAUAAAUUGGGAGCGCUGUCUGAAUGUAGCGUUGGGUUAUCCAGAGCAGCGCACUCUCAGAGUGGCAGAGCGCACUCUGGACACUCUGUCUGUGGAGACGGAGCAGCAGAGCGCCGAGCGGAGUGAAUGUGUGAUUAACUUAACCGUUGGUUCAUUCAUGUAGAAAUAUAACGCUGCGUUCUCCCUGUGUCAGCGUGGGUUUCCUCCAGGUGCUCUGACAUGUUCUCCCUGUGUCAGUGUGGGUUUUCUCCAGGUGCUCUGACAUGUUCUCCCUGUGUCAGCGUGGGUUUCCUCCAGGUGCUCCGACAUGUUCUCCCCGUGUCAGCGUGGGUUUCCUCCAGGUGCUCCGACAUGUUCUCCCCGUGUCAGCGUUGGUUUCCUCCAGGUGCUCUGACAUGUUCUCCCUGUGUCAGUGUGGGUUUCCUCCAGGUGCUCGGACAUGUUCUCCCCGUGUCAGCGUUGGUUUCCUCCAGGUGCUCUGACAUGUUCUCCCUGUGUCAGCGUGGGUUUCCUCCAGGUGCUCUGACAUGUUCUCCCCGUGUCAGCGUUGGUUUCCUCCAGGUGCUCCCACAUGUUCUCCCUGUGUCAGCGUGGGUUUCCUCCAGGUGCUCCCACAUGUUCUCCCCGUGUCAGCGUUGGUUUCCUCCAGGUGCUCUGACAUGUUCUCCCUGUGUCAGCGUGGGUUUCCUCCAGGUGCUCCCACAUGUUCUCCCCGUGUCAGCGUUGGUUUCCUCCAGGUGCUCUGACAUGUUCUCCCUGUGUCAGCGUGGGUUUCCUCCAGGUGCUCUGACAUGUUCUCCCUGUGUCAGCGUGGGUUUCCUCCAGGUGCUCCCACAUGUUCUCCCUGUGUCAGCGUGGGUUUCCUCCAGGUGCUCUGACAUGUUCUCCCCGUGUCAGCGUGGGUUCUCUCCGGGCACUCCGGCUUCCUCCCACAGUCCAAAGACAUGCAGGUUAAUUGGUGACUCUAAAUUGUCCGUAGGUGUGAAUGUGAGUGUGAAUGGUUGUUUGUCUCUAUGUGUCAGCCCUGUGAUAGUCUGGUGACCUGUCCAGGGUGAACCCUGCCUCUCGCCUGAUGUCAGCUCCAACAGGACAAGCAGAUACAGCAAAUGAAUGAAUAAAAAGAAAAAACACUACACUGUGUUUAUUAAAUGUUGUCCAGAAAGAAAUAUUUUUAACACUGCACAUGUGUAUAUAUAACUUUAAUGCUGAACUUGUUCAAAGUUCAUACAUACCAAAUAUUUAAUUGUGUUCCUUUUAGUUUUUGAGAUACAAACAUUUUCUUAUCAAACUAUUUAUGGUUUUUUAAUGUGAUUAAAACACAAUAGUCUCAUCAGGUGCCCAACGAUAAAAAAAAUAGUUCAUUCAUUUUCUGUAACCAUUUAUCCUGCUGGAGGUCACAGGGGGGUGGAGCCUAUCCCAGCUGACAUUGGGUGAGAGACGGGGUUCACCCUGGACAGGUCACCAGACUAUCACAGAUAAAUAAAAACUCACUUUUCAGCACAAUGGUUUGACUGAUAUUGAGACUUUGUUCUCAGAGAACAGCUCUGCUAAAAGAAAUUCAAAAUUCCAGUUGUGGGCACAAAUGAAUAGUUCAGCAUUUUGUAAAUUACGCUUCGUCAUAUUCUUUCUGAGAGUGAGAUGUUCAGAGGAGAGAUGUACCAAAACUCAAACAUCUGAAACAUGACGAGGAGGCAUGGCCUGAAGAUUUGAUUUGAAGAUUUCAUUAAAAAAAAAAUCUUUUAAAUUACGUUGUACUUUAUAAACUUUGAUGUCUUUAAUGUAAAGUCUUGACACAGCUGUCAGAUAAAUGCAGUGGAGUGAAAAGGUCAGUGUUUCCCUCUGAAUGUGGUGGAGGUCUAAUACCUUGUAUAAACUUCAGUAACGUACUUGCAGUAAAUGUACUUUGUAGAAUCAAGGAC